UUUUAAAAUUACAGUAAAAGUUCAAGAAAAUGAAAAUGUAUACGUAAUUGGAGUUGUUAAAACUUAAAAAUACAGAAAAAAAUCUUACAUCUUACAUAUAAAUAUUACAGAUUUUAUUUCUCCUAUAUCAAGGUGCUCUUCUUAAUUUCUUUCUAUUUCUCAUAUUCUGAUAUUCGCAAAAUUUCUUUUUAGUGUGCAUUAGCUGGAUUUUGCACUUGUUUUUAGACAAGCUAUUAUCUACAUCCCACCAGCUUGGCAGCUAAUUAGCUUUUGUGUAUUAUUACUCCAUUUUCCUUUUCUUUCAAUACUUUGAUUUACAAUUUGUACCUUUUUAAUAUAUUUUUUCAUUCAAAUUUGUCAUACUUUGAAUUCUUAAUUGGGAUUGUCAUCAAUUGUUGGUAGUUCUCUUUUUGCGCGUUUUUGGAUUGAUUUUGUUGAUUUAUUCAACUUGUAUUGAGUUAUUUCUUGGGAGUUGAAUAUGGUUCUUCUUGGAGCUUCAAUAAUCUGAAAGGAAAAUUGACAUCUAAGCUCUGGAGUGACCAAAAAUGGGCUAUAGAGAUACUAUUAUUAUGUUGGUCUUGUUACUAUGCCUAGCUUGGUUUUCUAAUGAAGUUUAUGCUGAUACUUUUCUGGUAGAUUGUGGCUCAACAACUAAUACCACUGUAGGCAGUAGGGUGUUCUUGGCUGAUAACUAUGCCUCAAAAUAUCUUACAACAUCAUCCAACAUUCUGGCAAAUAGUCCUGGGAAUACCAUUUUACGGUUGUAUCAAACCACUAGAAUUUUCGAUAAAACAACGAGUUACAAGUUUCCCAUAAGCCAAAUGGGACGAUACUUCAUCCGUCUCCAUUUCUACCCGUUUACUUACAUGUCUUACAAUUUGAACACCGCAAAGUUCACAGUUUCUGCUCAGCAGUUUGUCCUCCUUAGUGAUUUUACCCCUCCAAAAUCGUCUAUUGUGAAAGAGUACUCCCUUAUCGUUACUUCAAAAGAGCUUGAAAUUAUAUUAAACCCUGCCUCGAAUUCUGUGGCUUUCUUGAACGCGUUAGAAGUAUUCUUAGUUCCUGAUGGGUUAAUUCAAGAUGAUGCCACCUUAACUAACCCGCUUGAAGCCUUCAAGGGUCUUUUGAAUGUCGCUUUAGAAACUGUUUUCAGGGUGAAUAUGGGAGGGCCUUUGGUUGACAGUAGCAAUGACACUCUUUGGCGAAGUUGGGUUCCCGAUGAUAGAUUCUUGGAGCAUAAGGAUUUUGGUGUUGCUAUCCCGGAUAAGCCAGUUAAAUACAAGACAGGUUUAGCUACGACAGAUGAUGCACCACCGGCUGUUUAUGGAACUUGUAGAAGGCUGAAUGUUAACAGUACCGGGGAUGAUGUCAGUGUAAAUUUCAACGUCACUUGGAAUUUUUACAUACAGCCAGGGUUCCAAUAUUUAAUCCGGUUUCAUUACUGUGAUAUAGUGAGUACAUCUUUGAACGAACUAUAUUUCAAUGCGUUUGUAGAUUCAUGGCGAGUUUCUCAAAACCUUGAUCUUAGCACCGUCACUAUUGGAUCUUUGGGUACUCCUGUUUUUUAUGAUUUUGUUACACCAGCAAUAUCGGAUGAUAAGCUUCGUAUAAGCAUUGGACCAAACACCCAAAAUGGGAAUCUUCCUGAUGCUAUUUUAAAUGGGCUGGAGAUUAUGAAAAUGAGCAGUUCGAAAAACACCCUAGAUGGGGCUGCUGUUAUCCCUUCUUUGCAGGGCGAUUCCAAGAGUAAGAUGGUUGUGAUCGUUGGGGUAGUUGUCGGGGGAGUCUCGCUCCUUGUUUUGGCAGUCAUUUUCGUGUUCUUCUGUAGAAGGAGAAGCAAGAAUCUGGCUCACGGUCAUUCUAAGACAUGGAUUCCACUCUCUCUUACCGGAGGGACUUCUUACACGAUGGGAAGCAAGUACUCAAACGGUACUGUCACUAGUAUAGCUUCAAACUUGGGGUAUCGCAUUCCUUUUGCCGCCAUUCAAGAGGCAACCAACAAUUUCGAUGAGAGUUGGGUCAUUGGAAUUGGUGGUUUCGGGAAGGUGUACAAGGGUGUCUUAAACGAUGGCACCAAGGUGGCUGUAAAACGGGGUAAUCCUCAAUCUCAGCAAGGCCUAGCUGAAUUUCAAACAGAAAUCGAAAUGCUCUCACAAUUUCGCCACCGCCAUCUGGUCUCGUUAAUAGGAUAUUGUGAUGAGAAAAAUGAGAUGAUCUUGAUCUACGAGUACAUGGAAAACGGAACCCUUAAAGGCCAUCUCUAUGGAGCCGGAAAUCCUUGUCUUAGUUGGAAGCAAAGGCUCGAGGCAUGCAUUGGUUCGGCCAGAGGCCUUCACUACCUCCAUACCGGUUAUGCAAAAGCAGUUAUUCAUCGGGAUGUUAAGUCAGCCAACAUUUUACUUGACGAGAGUUUCAUGGCUAAAGUUGCUGAUUUCGGUCUUUCAAAGACCGGACCAGAGCUUGAUCAGACCCAUGUUAGUACAGCUGUAAAGGGAAGUUUCGGAUACCUUGAUCCUGAAUAUUUUAGAAGACAACAGCUUACUGAAAAGUCAGAUGUGUAUUCAUUCGGGGUAGUCUUGUUCGAAGUUCUUUGUGCAAGGCCUGUCAUUGAUCCCACAUUGUCGCGGGAAAUGGUUAAUUUAGCCGAGUGGGCAUUGAAGUGGCAGAAAAAAGGGCAACUCGAACAAAUCAUAGACCCUAAUCUACAAGGCAACAUAAAGCCGGAGUCUCUUAGAAAGUUCGGGGAAACUGCUGAAAAGUGUUUGGCCGAUUAUGGUGUUGACAGGCCGUCAAUGGGAGACGUUUUGUGGAACUUAGAGUACGCACUACAACUUCAAGAGGCCACAGUCCCGGAUGAUCCUGAAGAACACAGCACGAAUGUGAUCGAAAAUAUUGCUCCACAAGUUAAGGAUUUCAAUGCCAAUGAUGUCUCUAAUGUUUCUUCUGUUCAAUACGAAACAACAAAUGUUGAUGAUCUUUCGGGUGUGUCUAUGAGCAGGGUGUUUUCUCAGUUAGUGAAAUCAGAAGGCCGAUGAUUUGAAGGUAUAAUGCCGACAACCAAUGUACUAUAAUGCUCUCGUAUAUGUCGAUCUACACUAAAUGUAACGGGCAAAUCUCAAUUCGCAGCAUAUUGUUAUAAAAGCUUUGUAAUUUGUACAUCACCAAGCUAUUCACUUUACACAUGUGGUAAUUGUUAUACUACAAGAUUUUGUAAUAACUUUGAUUACUAUUUUUUGUAUUCAUUUUCCUUUGGUUGUAUAGAAGGGAUUUUGUCUGACUUGAUUUAUACUAGUGAAGUUUUUGCAAUCUAUUCUACAUGUUUCCACUUCAUGAU
Amaranthus tricolor (Joseph's coat) is the source of this 3334-nucleotide messenger RNA. RefSeq names its product receptor-like protein kinase HERK 1. Gene Ontology annotation, cellular component: plasma membrane; plasmodesma. Gene Ontology annotation, molecular function: transmembrane receptor protein tyrosine kinase activity; ATP binding. The record is from RefSeq and is a predicted model, not a curated record. Gene Ontology annotation, biological process: protein autophosphorylation. The transcript has 2 exons. NCBI's taxonomy places the organism in Eukaryota, Viridiplantae, Streptophyta, Magnoliopsida, Caryophyllales, Amaranthaceae. The coding region runs from base 546 to 3035 and encodes 829 amino acids.